AUGAAUAUAAAUCCAACUAAACGCCAAUUGAGUUUCAAUCAUUUAUCCAAUGUAAAAAUAAAGAAGUUAAGGGCAACAUUUGAUAAAGAAAAUUUAUCAAUAACGUCUUUUGAACAAUUGUCCAAUGAACUUCUCUAUGAAAUUUUUGAUUAUCUUGAUGGUUAUGAUAUAUAUAAAGGAUUUUCAAAACUUAAUAUUCGUUUUCAUAAUCUUAUAAGUUUUUCAUCACUUCCAUUGAAGAUUAAUUUUUCAAAAAAAUCACAACCAACACUUGAACAUUGUUGUCGAAAUGUUAUUAUUCCAAAUAAACAUCGUUUACUUUCACUUCAUUUAGAUAGUCAUUCAAUUAUACAUAACUUUUUUAUUCAUUGUUAUAUUGAUUCAUCAUUUAAUCAUCUUCAAUCAAUUAUUCUUAGUGGAUUUUCAGACUACAAAAUUCUAAUGAUUCUUUUUUAUUUAAAUUCUUUACCUUGUCUCUCUUCAUUGACUAUUGAACUUGAAGAUGAUUCUUACUACAAUAUUAGUGAUAUAUAUCAAAUCAUUUUUCGUUUACCUUGUUUGAAAUUUAAUAAAAUGUCAUUGUUAAAUUAUGAUGAAUUAAAUAUCUCUAUACCAAUUUCUAUCAAUCAAAAAUUUAGUAUUAUUGAACAUUUGAUCCUCAAUCAUGAUUGUAAUAUUGAUGAACUUACUUCAAUACUUUCUCAUACACCUCAACUUCGACAUUUAACUUGUCAACAUGUAGUCGAAACAGAUGAAAUUGUUAACAAAGAAAUCCUGUUAACAUUAUCUAACUUGAUACAUGUUUCUUUCGUUGAAUGUAGCGUAAAAUUUGAUAUAUUGGAAAAGUUUAUUAAAAAGAUUUCUUCUCAACUAAAAGUAUGGCAUUUAAAUACAUUUGAAGAAACGGCUUAUCUUGAUGCAAAUAGAUGGAGACGAUUAAUAACAAAUCAUAUACCUCACUUGUGUAAAUUUUAUUUCAAUCAUCAUAUGUCUAUUAAUAAUAAUGACAUUUUUCCUAAUUGUGAAUCAAUCAAUCAAUUCACGUCAAUAUUUUGUACUAAACGACAAUGGUUCUUUGAGUUCAAAGACCAGCUUGAUACAUUUGUAUAUUCUAUUUAUCCAUAUCGAAAAACAUGGUAUAAUCAUUAUGAAUAUGAACAAUUUGAUGUAUAUUCAGAUGGAAAUAUUCAUCAACAAACAUCUAAAUUUAUUGAUAUAUCUUGUCAACAAGAGACUACUAAUUCGUUCAUUCAAUCUAUUCAACUUACUAUUGAGAACCAUGCCUUUGCUGUUUGGUAUCCCUCAUAUACUGAUCACAUGAAACCCUGUUUGUUAGCUGUAAAAUUUACUCAUUUAAAAAUUCAUUGUAAUGACACUCCAAUCGACAUGUUGAUCGAACUUAUACACUUAAUGCCUAAUCUUCAAUCAUUGGAAGUUUUAUCAUUACCACUAGUGAAUUUAACAGACUUGUCACGUGAAAAUACAGAAAUGCUGUUAUUGGUAUCGAUUAAUAACAAAAUUACAAAAGUAAAAUUCGAUAAAAUGGUAGAAAUAAAUCAAAUUCAUUUUCUUAUGAAUCUUUGUCCCCGUAUGCAAUAUCUAGAGAUAGGAUAUACAACAGAAAAUAAUUUAGAAAAUAUCGUAGGAUCUAUUUCAAUGAAUAAUACAACACAUAUUCUUUACCUUUGUGGCUUAUGUCUCUAUGUAUCCGAUGCAAAUGAGAAGACUAUUCAAAGAUUACAUUCGAUUAUCGAUUUUGAGAGACUGUUUCAUCCUGUGAAAGCUUUUUGUGACUACACAAUUCGACGUAUAGGUGAUAAAAUCUAUUUAAAAUGGAAAUUAUAA
This is a messenger RNA of Rotaria sp. Silwood2, 1845 nucleotides long. Lineage: Eukaryota; Metazoa; Rotifera; Eurotatoria; Philodinida; Philodinidae. The record is from the annotation of a GenBank genome assembly.